Messenger RNA from Ichthyophthirius multifiliis, 1467 nucleotides. Its product is annotated as myb-like DNA-binding domain protein. Gene Ontology annotation, cellular component: nucleus; membrane. The transcript is spliced from 9 exons. Lineage: Eukaryota; Ciliophora; Oligohymenophorea; Hymenostomatida. Gene Ontology annotation, biological process: regulation of DNA-templated transcription. Gene Ontology annotation, molecular function: DNA-binding transcription factor activity, RNA polymerase II-specific; RNA polymerase II cis-regulatory region sequence-specific DNA binding. The record is from RefSeq and is a predicted model, not a curated record.
AUGUAAUAUAUCUAAACACCUAUUGCCCUAAAGUAAGACUCAUAUUAAAUAAACGAGAUUUUUCUCCAAUUAUUAGAUUCAGUCUUAACCCCAAACCCAGAAAAUACUCAAAACAGUACUUCUCAAAACGAAUCUUCAUAACCUCGCCUAAAAAGAUGGUGGAAACCUGAAGAAGACGAGCUUUUAAAGGAUUUAGUAAAAAAGCAUGGGCCAAAAAACUGGAAAAAAAUAGCCUCAUAUUUUGAAAAUCGUACAGAUGUUUAAUGCUUACAUAGAUGGCAGAAAGUUCUUAAUCCAAAUCUUGUAAAAGGUCCUUGGACAAAAGAAGAAGAUGAAAUUGUUACUUAAUUAGUAAUCAAAUAAGGGCCUAGAAAAUGGAGUUAAAUAGCAAAGCAUUUACCUGGAAGAAUAGGUAAAUAAUGUCGUGAAAGAUGGCAUAAUCAUCUAAAUCCUGAUAUUAAAAAAGAUAAAUGGACUGAAGAAGAAGAUAGAAAAAUAAUAGAAACUCAUAAAUUAUAUGGAAACAAAUGGGCUUAUAUUACUAAGUUUUUACCAGGAAGAACUGACAAUGCUAUAAAAAAUCAUUGGAAUUCUACAAUAAAAAGAAGAAUAAAUUAAUAAAGUCAAUACUUAUAAGACAUUAAAUCUCCUUGUUUUGUUAAGAUUCUAAAGAAAAACUUAUAAUAAAACGAUGAAUAAUAGGUUUCAAAAAGUCCAAAUUUAAAAUAAUAAGAUAUUGUUUCUACUUAAUAUCCAAGUGCUUCUAAUUUAUCUUUAUAGAAAAACAAAGGAUUUUAAACUUAUAAAACUGUAAAUGAAUUUUCAACUCCUGUAGAAACAAAUGCAUAAGCUAUUUAAAAAAAUCCAGGAAAUUACUUAGCAAAUCUAGAAUUUAUAAAGAAUUUCGAUAAUUCUAUACCAGAUAAUUAUGACACAUUAGAUGAACCUAUUUCAAGAUCUAUAAUACGAGAUCUAAAAAUGAUAGCAAUAAAACUUAGAUACGUAUUAAUUCCUUAUUUUCGAGAAAACGAUAAAAAAGCAUUAUAAGAAUGGGAUCUAUGGGGGCCUAUGAUUUUUUGUUUAAUUUUAGCUUUUAUUUUAAGCUUAAAUACAAAUGACAAUAAUAACAUAUACGGAUAAAUAAGUAUAUUAGUAUUUGGAGGAUCAUUAGUAAUAACAGUAAAUAUAAAUUUAUUAGGAGGAAAUGCACAUUUUCUUUAAAGUGUAUGUAUAUUAGGUUAUUGUAUAUUUCCAGUUGUAGCAGCAUCUAUUAUAAUAACUUUUGUAAAUAUAAUAUUUAACCAUUUUCUUUAUAAAUUAGGAGUAGUUGGAAUUGCUUACAUAUGGUCAUGUUGCUCUUCAAUUGCAUUUAUGUCUAGUAUAGUACCUUAAGAUAAAAAAUUAUUAUCUUUAUACCCUAUAUUUUUAUUUUUUUUAUUUGUUAGUUGGUUUUGUUUAUUUAUUUGA